AUGUCGGCCCUUCUAACUGCCGAUUGGUUUCAAUUGGAUUCCUACUAUAGGAAAUUCGACCUCUAUAAUAUGCUAUGGUCCAUGGACGAAGGUCUUGAUAACAUGAUAGUCAGUGGAGCAGCCUAUGGAGGCCCUAUAGCUGUUGUUAGAGACAGAAAACAAUUUGUAAGAGUUGCAACUACUGCAAAGCCUGUAAUAACAAUCUACAAUGGAGUUGGUAACAUAAUAUCUAAGAUUUUGUGGAACAGUGGUGUUCUUGUGCACAUGGGAUGGUCAGAUGCAGAACAGCUCUUAUGUGUACAGGAGAGUGGUGAUGUACUCAUAUAUGACAUGUUUGGUGCGUACCAAAAAACAUUUAGUAUGGGACAAGAAGUAAGAGAUACAAAGGUGUGUAAGGCUCAAUUGUUCCCAAACCCACAUGGAAUUGGUCUUGCGAUCAUCACCACUACUAACAGAAUGUUCUUGGUCAGCAAUGUAUCUGAUCCAAAAGUCCGAUCGUUGCCUGACCUACCAAGGCCAAAUCUUACAAUCAGUUGUUGGUGUGUGUUGAGUUCUGGUCAGCAUUCGUCUUCACAAAUAAGUAUUCUUAUAUGUCGAGAUAAAGAGGUAUUUAAAUGCCAAUUAGGAGAAACAAGAGCUAUUUUGAAUAUGAAGGCAGAGUUCAGAAAUCCCUAUACACAAGUAUUAUCUAUAGUGCCGUCUCAAAAUGGACGACAUGUUGCCUUAUUUACAGACUCUGGCUUUCUAUGGAUCGGUUCAGCCGAUUUCAAGAACAAAUAUUGCGAAAUUGAUACCGGAUUUAUUAAACAACCUAAAGAAUUAGUAUGGUGUGGUUCCCAAGCAAUAAUCGGACAUUGGGACGACACAAUGUGUAUAUACGGGUUCAACGCUCAGAAUAUCACAUACCCAUACGACGGACCAUUCCAUUUGAUUCAGGAAAUGGAUUGUGUGAGAGUGAUAUCGGAGUAUACUCAUGAACUGAUACAAAAGGUUCCAAUUGUGGUGGACAAGAUAUUUAGGAUCAAUAGUACGGCGCCCGGUUCAUAUUUGGUUGAGGCAUCUAAACAGUUUCAGAAACGCAGCCACCGUGCAGAUGAAUACAUACGACUGGUGAAACCAGAUUUAUCCAUUGCGGUACAAGAUUGCAUUGAUGCAGCGGCCUUUGAAUUCGACACUGAUGUACAGAAAAUGCUUAUACGGGCAGCUCAGUUCGGGAAAGGUUUCCUUCUAGAACCAGCAUUGACGGAGCACUACGUCAAGACUUGCAGAUGGCUCCGGGUUCUCAAUGCAGUACGAGAUACAAGAGUUGCCAUACCGCUGACAUAUUUGCAAGUUCAAAAUCUUGGCGAGAGAGUUUUGCUAGAUCGACUAAUAUGGCGACGGUUGCAUUGUCUCGCGGGACACAUUGCUUCUUAUCUUCAAUUGAAAGACGGACAAACACGCGUGUUGUCACAUUGGGCGUGUUACAAGGUGACACAACCACAUUUGGACAACGAAAGUGCAGCAAGGGAAAUAGGUGAAAAAUUAAGAAAUAUACCUGGUAUUUCGUAUUCAACGAUUGCUAUGAAGGCCGCUGAAAAGGGACGAAAAGCUCUAGCUAUUAAAAUCUUAGAAUACGAAACUCAUAGUAAACUUCAAGUCCCCCUUCUUCUAUCGUUAGAAGAAGGAGUAAUAGCACUAUUGAAGGCUACAGCUAGCGGCGAUACGGAUUUGGUGUAUAUUGUCCUAUUGCAUCUUAAAGAGAAAAUGGGAAAACACGAAUUUGAGCUCACUAUCAGAAGCCUGCCCCUCGCUCAUGCGCUAUACAUAAAGUACUGUGCGGGUCACAAUCGCGAGGCAUUACGGCAAGUGUACGUCCAAGAAGAUGACUUUCACGGUCAAGCGAGCACACAUAUCCGUGACGCGAUAGACCAAACUAACCCUGGCAGUAUUGAGGCAUCGCUUAUUUCGGCCAGAGAGUGCUAUAAGAAGGGCAAGAAUGAUCUGGGCGCGUCAAUAUGCGAAGACGCCCGUAAGCUUUGCAAGCAGCAAUCGAGUCUACAGGAAACUUACGGAACCAGCUUCGUCGGUCUCUCCUUACAUGACACUGUUGGGAAGUUACUUAAGGAGGGGGAGGUCAAGUUAGCGGAAAAACUCCGCUCUGAAUACAAGAUGCCGGAUAGAAGAUAUUGGUGGCUCAGAAUAUUAACGAUGGCCGAAAAGGGCGAAUGGGACGACUUAGAGAAAUUCUCGAAGACCAAAAAAUCCCCAAUCGGCUACGAGCCCUUUGUUGACGCGUGUCUCUCGCGAGGGCAAAAGGACGAGGCAUUAAAAUACUUGCCUCGAUGUAGGGACGAUAUCAAAGUUAAAUACUACGUGAAGGCUGAGUUUUAUGAAGAAGCUGCCCAAGUAGCCUUUGAACAAAAAGACGAAAGCGCCCUCUUCUUUGUACAGAAUAAAUGUCCGCUUCGAGAAGCUACGAAACACGAGAAAAUAUCCGCGCUCUUAGAACAAUUGGCAGCUAGAAAAUAA
This is a messenger RNA of Pieris macdunnoughi, 2511 nucleotides long. NCBI's taxonomy places the organism in Eukaryota, Metazoa, Arthropoda, Insecta, Lepidoptera, Pieridae. The record is from the annotation of a GenBank genome assembly.